AAUCUUACUUAUCUUAUUAAAGUUGAACCUGCUUUUACGUCCGUUAUAUUUUACUUGUCAACGUGUUGCACAUUGCACACGACACAGGAGCCCAGUAACUGGAUAUACAUUUCGGAAAGGAAACCAAAUGCCACGCAACGGCCGGUUGGCCGAGUGAAGAUUCACUGAGCACCCAGCCUGUGAAAUGCGAGGAAACUUUCAGCGGGGGAAAGCAAUGGGUGACAACUCGAGGACAAAGCAAUUACACGGUGAAAAGGCGGAUUACUUUCAAUGGCUCAUCUGGAGCAAGGCUUUCUCUAAAUGAUUAGAGGUAAAACCUAUUACGGGUAUUAAGGUGACGUCUUACAGCCUCAGAUUCUGAAAGAGCCAUCUCCAUCGCAGGGGAAAGCACUGGCAACAUUAGCUGUAGUCGCGGACAAUAUCUUUUUUUUUAAACCAUCUGGCUUGGUAAUUUACACUUCGUUUUCGUUGUACCGUCGAGUCAGGUGAAGCUUUGCUUUUCGGGUGAUCAGUAUGGAAGGAUGCACAGUGGAGUCAACCCCAGGCGCACUGUAUCCUGCCCUUUCUGCACCCCUGCGCAAAUCUUUCUAAUUUGUUUGAGGUCAACCUUGCCAUUUAGAGAGACAGAAAAAUGGCCAUUCUCAAAAUCAAGUUCAACGUACAGAUGAGGGUGAAGCUGGCCCAGGGCAUGUGGCUGCUCAACUGGUUUUGUGUGUUGGUGGGAAUCGUCAUCUUCGGCAUGGGCUUGUUCCUCAAGAUCGAGCUGAGGAAGCGAAGCGAGCUGAUGGACAACCAGGAGAGUCACCUGGUGCCCAACUCCCUCAUCCUAGUGGGGCUCAUGGCUUGCGCCAUCAACUGCUUUGGGGGCAAGUUUUGCUACGACUCUCUCGACCCGGCUAAAUACGCCCGAUGGAAAUCGGUGCUGAAGUUCUACCUGGCCUCCUGUGUGUUUUUCACUUUCUUCACCUUCAUCACCGUGGUGUUAUGUUUCCUGAUGAGGAUUGACCUGGAAGACACGCUGGCCAAAGGUCUGAAGAACGGCAUGAAAUUCUACCGGGACACUGACACCCCGGGCAGGUGCUUCAUGAAAAAGACCAUCGACCAGCUGCAAAUAGAGUUCCGCUGCUGCGGAAACAACGGCUUCCGAGACUGGUUUGAAAUCCAGUGGAUCAGCAACAGGUACCUGGACUUCAGCUCCAAGGAGGUGAAAGACCGCGUCAAGAGCAAUGUUGAAGGGAGGUUCUUGGUGGACGGGGUCCCAUUCAGUUGCUGCAACCCGGCCUCCCCUCGCCCCUGUAUCCAGCAGCAGAUCACCAACAGUUCGGCCCAUUACAGCUACGACUUCCAGUCCGAAGAACUGAACCUGUGGACACGAGGUUGCAAACAAGCACUGCUCAACUACUACGCUAAUAUGAUGCAUUCGAUGGGAGCUUUGGUCUUAUUGGGUUGGUUACUGGAGGUGACUGCGAUGGUUGGGAUACAAUACCUGCACACAUCCCUAGACAGCAUUGCAAACCCCGAAGAUCCUGAAUGUGAAAGUGAGGGCUGGUUAAUGGAGAAAAGCCUGAAGGACACAAUAACAUCGAUGCUGGAAAGUAUUAAGGAGCUGGGUAAGUUGAAUCAGGUCGCUACUGCAACUGAAGAGGAGAAAAAGCAAGAGGGUACGACUGUCGCCACAGUCAGCUGAAGAGAAGCAACUUGUUCGGGGACAGGCACGGGUAUAGAAGCAAGUUGGAGUCAGAAGGAAAUGAAAUUGAAUACUUGUUGGAUACAAAAUCGGACACAUAAUUCCCUUCACUAUGUAAACUAUGAAGCAUGUAUGGUAACAACUACUUAUCUGUAUUUUGUAUUCAAACAUAACACCAGUACUGUCAAAUUCUGUUAACUAUUUUUGACAAAUGAUACACUAUGCAGUCAGCAGCAGUCUUCUUCAUUGUUUUAUACUAUAUAAAACUUUUAUUUUAUCCACUGUAUUGCAUCUGAAGUAAGGAUGUGAUACAGGCAUAUUUAAAAUAUUCCGGCCAUCUUUAAUAUUGCUCGAAUGCAAUGCAAAAUGAUAUAGUAUAUAUGCUGCUACCAAAUAGGGUUCUACAUUAAAAGCAUCUUUGAAGAAAAAUGGACAUUUACUUAUUAAAUCAAGAUUGUCCAUAAAUGUCAUUUCAACUAUUAUUCCUCAGAACAAAAAUCAGGCGUGUAAAUUGAAUUGAAGGAAAGCAUUGUGCUUAAACAGACUUGUUAUUUAGGGGGAAAUGUGGAUGGGAACCUUUAAGAAAACAUGGAACUAAAGUGGAAUCAAAAUCAGUCUGCCAAAAUGUGCAAGGUAACCAACCCUAUCUUCAGCUAAUCAGUGGGUUAGGUUAAUGUACAGAAGGUUAGUCCAGACAAUGCGAAACAAAAUACUCGAUGUAUAAGCAGAGUCAUUCGUACAGGAAGUACAGCUAUUGACAUCCAAUUAAGACCAAACUAUGGCAUGGUUUUCUAAUUAAAUGUGUAAUUUCUAAUAGCUUUGUUGUGCAGUACGGGUUGUAUUUAGGUCAGAGACCAAAUGUAGUCAAAAUUCUCCACAACGAAUGAGUUUAAAUAUUUCAAUUCAGUUAAUAUAACAUCUCUUUGUGGAGAUGAUGACAUUUGGAAUGUCUUCUAAAGAAAUUCUAUUAAACCAAACUCUUUCAUGAUCACUGAAAGUAUGUGUGUUAGCUGUAACUGCCCAGAGUAGCUUCAAGGUGCAGGUCCUAAGUAUGCUUAAUACGAGUUUAUAGGAUUAACUUUUGUAAUUCGUCUCAAAUGGUGACGCAAAUUCAUCACGACAUCUAAAUUGUCACACAAAUCUGUGAUAACUAUAAGAGGAAAGAAAGGAUAAGCAUUGCCCCAUAUACUGCCACUUUAAAUUCCCUCAAAUUGCCAUGGCUACGAGACUCCUAUAAAACAUCAAUU
Leucoraja erinaceus (little skate) is the source of this 2934-nucleotide messenger RNA. RefSeq names its product peripherin 2a (retinal degeneration, slow) (gene prph2a). Gene Ontology annotation, cellular component: membrane. The record is from RefSeq and is a predicted model, not a curated record. Gene Ontology annotation, biological process: visual perception. Lineage: Eukaryota; Metazoa; Chordata; Chondrichthyes; Rajiformes; Rajidae. The transcript is spliced from 3 exons. Bases 632 to 1687 code for a protein of 351 amino acids.